UCAUUUGUGUGUAAGUGUGUUCUUUCCCUUAGCUUAGGUGAAGUGAAGUCUAUAUACUAAUUUAGUAAAACCUCUUUCGUGUUUGCUGUUGAGACCACUAAACCCUUGAUUUGAGAUGAACAGACUUGCAUCUUUUUUGCUCAAGAGAAAUACUAGUAAAGCUUUCAAUAAUUCAAUCUUCUUCAACGAUGUCAAGGGAUCAUUAAGUUCUACCGCUUCCACAUCUUCCUCUCAGGAAUGUUUCAGACUUUUCUCAUCCACCAUUGCUUCUCAUGCUUCUAUUACCGCAAAAAAUGCUGCCAUUUCUGGUCUACGAUCUUUGCCCAAGCAGGGAUACUUUAGAUACUCAAUGAGGAAUAUGUCCACAUCAUCUUCAGUUCCUGCUGAAAAAGCAGGAUUGAAACUACUAGUGACAGCCGGGCCACGUGCUCAGAAAAUUGUUGGGAUUUGGCUCUUUGGUUCAGCUGCUUGGGUUUUCAGCAUGGUCAUCCUUGGUGGAGUAACUCGUCUUACUCGUUCUGGUCUCUCUAUGACUGAUUGGAAAUUUUCUGGAAACCUCCCCCCUCUAUCGGAGGAAGAGUGGUCGCUUGAAUUUGAGAAGUACAAGCAAUCUCCUGAGUAUAAGCGCAUAAACAAGGGGAUGACUCUUGAAGAUUUCAAAUUCAUUUAUUGGAUGGAAUAUGCACAUCGCAUGUGGGGAAGGGCACUCGGUGUCAUGUUUGCUUUGCCAUUUUCAUAUUUUUUACGUAAAGGAUUUAUCACCCUACGUCUUGGUGUGAGGCUUUCAGCUUUCUUCGCACUAGGGGCUGGGCAGGGACUCAUUGGCUGGUGGAUGGUUAAAAGUGGUCUUGAGGAACCUGAAUCUGAAUAUGCUGAACCAAGGGUAAGCCCUUACCGGCUCGCAGCUCAUCUUACCUCAGCCUUUGUCAUAUAUUGUGGCCUUCUCUGGACUGCUCUUUCUGUAGUGAUGCCUGAACCGCCAGCUGAGUCAUUGGCAUGGGUUAAUGGUGCUGCAAAAGUUAAGAGACUGGUCAUCCCUGUGAGUCUUCUUGUGGGUAUCACUGCAAUUUCAGGAGCAUUUGUUGCUGGAAAUGAUGCAGGCCGUGCAUUUAAUACCUUUCCUAAGAUGGGUGAUACAUGGAUUCCAGAUGAUGUUUUGAGUAUGAAGCCAAUCAUGCGAAAUUUUUUUGAAAAUACAUCUACCGUGCAGCUUGAUCAUCGUAUACUAGCCACUGUAACCUUAGCAUCGAUAUGUGGUUUAUGGUGGGCUACAAGAAGGAUGGAUAUCCAUCCUGCUGUGAGAUCGUUGAUUGGCAGUACUCUUGGAAUGGCUGGUUUACAGGUUACUCUGGGCAUUUCAACUUUAUUGUCAUAUGUUCCAGUAUCACUGGGCACUGCACAUCAAGCUGGAGCAUUAACACUUUUGAGCCUUAUGAUCUUGCUUACUCAUACUGUUCGUAAGCCUUCUCUCACUCUCUUGAAAACCCUGCCUCCUGUUUUGAGGACAAUGUGAUUGUAUCGUGCUCAAAAUUUUGGCUUUACGAUUUGUGAGUAUUUAAAUGGACUUUCUUUGACAUUCAUUACGAAGAACAACAAAGUUCUCGCAUGAUUUGGAUUUGGUAGAGUUGUAGAAAAUAGCACGAAAUCUUCAAGUUUCUGAUGAUGUAGUGUUCAUUAUUUAAAUUAGAAAUUUAGUACUAGUAAUUUAUACGAAGAAGAAUAUCGAAUAAGUGAGCAAAGAAAAAUCAUAAGGUCGUCUUGUCUAUAUUUGUUGUUCUUGCUUGGUUUCAACUCUCGACUUUCCUCUGAAGAGAUGAUUCAUCAUCCAGAUGCACUCGUAAGCUACAGCAUGAAGGUUAUACGCAUUAAGCACCUACGCCUGACUGUUCCGUUUGUGAGCGGAAUGUGCAAGCUACUGAUUUUCUAAAGGCUAGUGCCUACUACCAUGCAUUUUAUUAUUUUUCUCAAUACUCAUUUGAAGAUUCAAAUAAAUUGUUUUAUGGUAGUUUAUUAUGAAUGGACUUGAGUAAAUGAGUUGGAAAUUUUAUUA
Molecule: messenger RNA, 2050 nt
Organism: Amaranthus tricolor (Joseph's coat)
Lineage: Eukaryota; Viridiplantae; Streptophyta; Magnoliopsida; Caryophyllales; Amaranthaceae
Product: cytochrome c oxidase assembly protein COX15
Exons: 7
Coding region: 116-1513 (465 amino acids)
Biological process (GO): heme A biosynthetic process
Cellular component (GO): mitochondrial inner membrane
Molecular function (GO): oxidoreductase activity, acting on NAD(P)H, heme protein as acceptor
Source: RefSeq, a predicted model, not a curated record